CAAGGGAGCGAGGGGAGAUGCUCCGUUUUAAUCAAGACCCGGGAAGGGGGCUUUUUCCGUCGAAGCAUUCAAAAGCAAAUUGAAUACAAAUGCCUUCGAGAAGGGAAAUGUACGGUUGUCCGUUUGAAUCGCAAUCGUUGUCAGUAUUGCCGCUUCCGCAAGUGCAUAGCUGCGGGAAUGUCGAAAGACAGCGUUCGUUACGGCCGCAUUCCAUCACAAAUGCAACAAAAAACGCCCACACGCCCCUCUCCAUCCUCCUCUGCUUGCGCUGCCACCGCCCCCACCGUUGUAGUCCCUCCUGCAGCCACUGGUGUCUCAGACACACCCGUCUACCGGCAGCCGAAAGAGGGCAAAGAUGUUGCACUCUACAACAUCGUCGUUGCCGUCGGGAAAGCGCACUUCAGUCAUUGCCCGUACGUUGAGCAGCGCGUUAAGGCACUCAACACGAUGAAAGUUACACUUGUAAGUCGUGUUUGA
This is a messenger RNA of Hydatigera taeniaeformis, 477 nucleotides long. NCBI's taxonomy places the organism in Eukaryota, Metazoa, Platyhelminthes, Cestoda, Cyclophyllidea, Taeniidae. The record is from the annotation of a GenBank genome assembly.